AUCAAAGUACAUGAAAAAUACGCUACGCCCGAUGAACGUACUCAGGGCCGUGAUUUUGUAGGGAUGCACCUUUUCCGAUGCCAUUCCUUUUCGCGCUGAUUCAAUGGUCAGAGCGACACUCUGUCCGCGUUAUCAGUGGAAUCAGCCGGCCGUGAAAAGUGGGUGAUAAGAGUGGCAUAGAAUCGAGCGGAAGGCGCCGCUACAACAUAGCAGUCCAGGACGGCUCGACACAUACUUGAGCGUCACUGCGCUUGAAAUUUCGCGCAAGACGACACGUGGACGUGCCAAUGUUCACGCCAUUUCCAUUGCAGACGUGCCUGGCAGGAAGUCGCCGGGAGAGAGUCGCACGUGAAACGUUUUUGCGCAGAAUGCUUGUUUUGGUGAUGUCAUUUAAUUUGCCCCACUGGCGCUCCGCGCGCGUAGUUCGCACUGCUGCUCUCCGCCGCCUUGGUGAUGGUGUGUGCCCAAGAUGGCGGCGACUUCGACGGUGGUAGUUACGGUGGUUUUGACGGCGGCGAAGGCGGCGACGGCGGAGGCUUCGGUGGGGGUUACGGAGGCGGCUUCGGAGGUGGUGACGACGGCUUUGUUGGUGGCGAGGGCGGAUACGAUGACGGCGCCUACGACGGAACGGCCAUGCAGCCCAUGUAUGCGGCGCCAGAGACCAUCACGGGGCCCGCGGUGGUGCUUCAGCGCAAGAGGCGCUCCCUCGCCGACGGGCCCACCGUGGUGGUUGCCGACUCGUCUGCUCACCGCCGAGUCAGGAGGGGCGGCUACGGCGUCGUAGGUCCGGUGCACACAUAUGUAAGGACGGACUACGACGGAAACUUCAAGUGGGGUGCCAGGCACCACGUCGGGAAGUCUUACGGUGGCGGCCAUGGAGGAGGGUAUGGGCACUACUAAGCCGGAACUGAGCCCGCGCCACCCUCUUAGUUCUUCAACGUCCACACUGUCUUGCUACUUCACACCUGUGACAGAGCGUGUCACGUGUCCAUUGUGCGUCACUGAAUGCAGCCUGCGCAGUAGAUUUUACCGGUUUAAUGUUUCGAUGCAGAAGGAAGUGACAUCACUGGGAAACAACCGACGAAACCAUCCUGCGGCCGUGCAGGCGAAGUCACCCACCAUUUGUACGGCUGUUUCUGUUGCAGGCACUCAGGGCGCUCACAAUUAAACCCGUUAAUGAAAUACUGCAACGAAUAUGCUCUUUUCACAAACUGGGUAAUAUUAGAUGGAUUCCUAAAUAAAUAAUUACCACCGACGAAAGCUGGACACGGCAAACGCGCC
Molecule: messenger RNA, 1281 nt
Organism: Dermacentor silvarum
Lineage: Eukaryota; Metazoa; Arthropoda; Arachnida; Ixodida; Ixodidae
Product: ATP-dependent RNA helicase A
Exons: 2
Coding region: 454-900 (148 amino acids)
Source: RefSeq, a predicted model, not a curated record